Pipistrellus kuhlii (Kuhl's pipistrelle) is the source of this 1418-nucleotide messenger RNA. RefSeq names its product uroporphyrinogen III synthase (gene UROS). The transcript is spliced from 10 exons. Bases 183 to 1022 code for a protein of 279 amino acids. Gene Ontology annotation, biological process: uroporphyrinogen III biosynthetic process. Gene Ontology annotation, molecular function: uroporphyrinogen-III synthase activity. NCBI's taxonomy places the organism in Eukaryota, Metazoa, Chordata, Mammalia, Chiroptera, Vespertilionidae. The record is from RefSeq and is a predicted model, not a curated record.
GCGAGCUCCAGCUGUGCGCGCCGCGGGGCCGCGGGCGGUGGAGGCGGUGGUACCCGGCCUGGCGCGGCCGUCGCCAUGGCAGCGCAGGCCACGUGGUGAGGGGCCCACCCACCGCUGGUCGCUCUCGUGUCUCACAGCCUCAGAUUGGGAUCGCGAGACACCGCCCGCCUGGGCGACUUCCUAUGCGAUCGGCGGGCUGGGCAGGGCCCCAGCUCCCAGACCUUUCGGGCCUCACCAGCCCGGCGAGCGCCCUGCACGGCCGCCCGGCAGUGAUGAAGGUUCUUCUGCUGAAGGAGGCUCACGAUGACGGCGGCCAGGAUCCCUACAUCAGGGAGUUGGGAUCGCACGGACUUGAAGCCACUUUGAUCCCUGUUCUGUCAUUUGAGUUCCUGUCUCUUCCCACCUUCGCGGAGAAGCUGUCACACCCCGAAGGCUACGGAGGGCUCAUUUUCACCAGCCCCAGGGCAGUGGAAGCGGUGAAGCUGAGCCUGGAGCCGGAUGGGAAGAGCGAAGUCUGGAAAAAGUCUCUGCGAGAAAAGUGGAACGCAAAGCCGGUGUAUGUGGUUGGAAAUGCCACGGCUUCUCUAGUGAGUAAGCUGGGCCUGGACGCCGAAGGAGCGAGCAGCGGGAACGCGGAGCGGCUGGCGGAGUGGAUCUGCUCCGGGGAGCCGCCCGCCCUGCCCCUGCUCUUUCCCUGUGGAGCCCUCAAGGGAGAAGCCCUGCCGCGGAUGCUCAGGGACAAAGGGAUCCCCAUGGAAAGCAUCGUGGUCUAUCAGAAGGUCCCCCACCCGGGAAUCCAAAGGAACCUGGACAGCUACUACUCCGAGCAGCACCACUCGAGUCACUGCUCUUGUUCUCCCCAUAGGGCAUCCCGGCCAGCAUCACGUUUUUCAGCCCCUCUGGCCUCACAUACAGCCUCGGGCACAUUCGGGAGCUAUCUGGGAGCAGCAUCGAUCGGAUCAAGUUCGCAGCCAUCGGCCCCACCACCGCGCGCGCCCUGGCCGCCCAGGGCCUGCCCGUGAGCUGCACCGCCGACAGCCCCACGCCCAGAGCCCUGGCCGCGGGCAUCCGGACGGCCCUCCAGCCCCACAGCUGCUGAGGACGGGCUGCCCUCCAGCCCCACAGCUGCUGAGGACGGCCGCCUGCAGGGGAGGACGCCCGCCCGGUGCCCAGUGAGCCCCCUGGGCACCGCGAUCCGGAGGGGACGUGGCAGCAGCAGGCCUGGCAGGUCACUUCCCUCCACCAAGGCUACGGGGACCCUCACCCAGUGUGCCGGCCCGCCGUCAGAGCGUCCGCCAGCAGCAGGAGGGACGCAGCGACGGGGGGGCGGGCUGUGCACUGUUCCCAGGGUGAGGGCUGUUGGGGAGGACGGAUGUGCCCCAGUUCUGAGAAACAACAGCCUGUGGAGUGGCACAGUC